Phasianus colchicus (ring-necked pheasant) is the source of this 3773-nucleotide messenger RNA. It is a transcript of the gene NCLN, whose product is annotated as nicalin. Gene Ontology annotation, cellular component: membrane. Gene Ontology annotation, biological process: regulation of signal transduction. Lineage: Eukaryota; Metazoa; Chordata; Aves; Galliformes; Phasianidae. The record is from RefSeq and is a predicted model, not a curated record.
CGUCACGCGUCUCGCGUCACGUCGCGCCGUGCCGUGCGUGCCGGUGGUGCAGGCGGUGCAGGCGGUGCAGGCCGCAGCGGCGGGUCGGGGCCGCGGCGAUGCUGGAGGAGGCGGGCGAGGUGUUGGAGUCGGUGCUGAAGGCCUCGUGCCUGCCGCUCAGCUUCCUGCUCUUCGUCCCCGCCGUGCUGCUGCUCCUGGGUCCGCCGCCCGCCGCUGAGGCCGCCCACGAGUUCACGGUGUACCGCAUGCAGCAGUACGAGCUGGGCGGGCAGCCCUACGGCACCAGGAGUGCAGUGCUUAACACAGAAGCCCGCACUGUAGAAGCGGACGUCCUGAGCCGCCGCUGCGUCAUGAUGCGGCUGCUGGACUUCUCCUACGAGCAGUACCAGAAGGCUCUCCGCCAGUCAGCUGGUGCUGUGGUGAUCAUCCUGCCACGGUCCAUCUCUUCUGUCCCACAGGAUGUUGUAAAGCAAUUCAUGGAGAUAGAGCCAGAAAUGCUCGCUAUGGAAACCAUUGUGCCAGUCUACUUUGCAGUGGAAGAUGAUGAGCUGCUGUCCAUCUAUGAACAAACACGGGCUGCUUCUGCAUCACAGGGCUCUGCCUCGGCUGCAGAGGUUCUGCUUCACACUGCAACUGCCAAUGGCUUCCAGAUGGUGACCAGUGGGGCGCAGAGCAAAGCUAUCCACGACUGGCUUAUACCCAGCGUGGAGGGGAGGCUAACAGGGCUGGGUGGAGAAGACCUGCCCACUGUUGUGAUAGUUGCCCACUACGAUUCUUUUGGAGUGGCUCCAUGGCUGUCUCAUGGUGCUGAUUCCAAUGGCAGUGGUGUCUCAGUGUUACUGGAACUAGCCAGGCUGUUUUCUCGGCUCUACACCUACAGACGUACCCAUGCUGGGUAUAACUUACUGUUCUUUGCAUCUGGAGGUGGAAAGUUUAAUUAUCAAGGAACCAAGAGGUGGCUGGAGGACAAUUUGGACCACACUGAUUCCAGCCUGUUGCAAGACAAUGUAGCAUUUGUUCUCUGCCUUGACACUCUCGGCCAAGGCAAUAGCCUUCAUCUUCAUGUCUCAAAGCCUCCCAAGGAGGGGACCUUGCAGCACGCGUUUCUGAGAGAACUGGAAAUGGUUGUUGCCAGCCAGUUCCCAGAGGUGAAGUUUUCCAUGGUGCACAAGAAGAUAAACCUGGCUGAAGACAUGCUGGCAUGGGAGCACGAACGCUUUGCGAUCCGGCGCUUGCCAGCUUUCACCAUCUCCCAUCUGGAGAGCCAUCGGGACAGCCUGCGCAACAGCAUCAUGGAUAGGAGGUCACAAGUGGACACAAAGGCGCUGACCAGGAAUACCAGGAUCAUUGCUGAGGCUUUGACGAGGGUCAUCUACAACCUGACAGAGAAGGGAGCACCUGCAGAUCUGCAGAUCUUCACGGAUCAGAUGCAGAUCCAGGAGGAGCAGCUAGAAUCAGUGAUGGACUGGCUGAGCAGUCAGCCCAGGGCUGCUCAGCUGAUUGAUAAAGACAGCACCUUUCUCAGCACCUUAGAAUAUUAUAUGGGUCGCUACCUGAAAGAUGUCAAACAGCAUCACGUGAAGGCAGACAAACGGGAUCCUGAGUUUGUUUUCUAUGACCAGCUGAAGCAGGUGAUGAACGCAUACAGGGUCAAGCCAGCAAUCUUUGACCUGCUUCUGGCCGUCUGUAUAGCAGCCUACCUUGGUGUUGCCUACGUUGCAGUGCAGAACUUCGGUCUCCUUUACAGGAUGAUACAGAGAUUAUCCCUUAAAACCAAGCAGCAGUGAAGCGACAAGUCGUCCUGUGUACAGCAGCACUGAGCCAUCGGAGAGCAUGCUGUGUCUGUGGCUCCUUGUAAUAUCAGCAGGUGGCAUGGUACCGAGCACUCCUGAAAUAUCAUCCCUACGGGAAAACUUGCCUUUUUUUUUCUUUUUUUUUUUUUGAGUUCUUGUUUGAAAUAUGUCUCUCUGUAUGCAUGAAGUGUUUGUGACAGCCCUCUGCCGAAUGGAUUUAUAAUGACUUCAGAGAUUGGUUGCUUGUUCUAGAGCGGCUGGAAGAUGAGCUGGGGUUGUUUUCCACUGCGCUGGGACGUUGCACGUACUGCGUGCUGGAGGGUGCAGCUCUGGGCUUGGAGAUGCAGGGCGUGCACAGAACAGCACGUGUCUCUGAAUAUCUGGAGGCAGCACCAGAGGUCUCCAGCUGCACCCCAUCCUUUAUGUCUGUUACCCAUGGAUGGGGCAUUUUUCACUCCAUGUUACUUAAGCAGGCUUAAUGAAGCCCUAUUACAAAAUAGGAAAGUCAGAAUUAUCAGCAAUCCUUCUUCAGCUUCGCUUGGGGAACAUAAAAAUUGGCAAGAGUGAAAAGGACAGGCCCAAAGCAUUCCUCUAUGCAUUGGAGACUCUCAGCUUCCACUUUUCCAGCUCUGUCCUGGUCGAGGUUAUAGCAUUAAAGCAAACACUUCAGUUCCUCGUGGUCUCAACUGUAAAGCAAUGCUCCUGCUGCAGUGCUAGAAGCAGCUGGCUGAAAACAAGAUGAGUAAAGAUGAAGGAGGAAAGUUCAUACGUCCCCAGGGGCAGCUGGGAAUCGCGCAUUGUUCUGUGCACAGCCAUAAUUUGUCCGACCAUCUAAUUGGUCCAUCUAGCUGCCUGCCAUAGGAAGUCAUUUUUACUACAGAUAAGGGUUUAUGCUUCUGAUCAAAGUUUGUUUGUACUGAAACGUUAUAUAGUUAAAUUCCAACUUAGAGCUGGAACAGCGACCAUCCUGGGAGUGAGCUUAGUGCCAACGUUGCCACGUUUCCUAUGGGGAGACGAUAGGGCAGCAUGGAAAUAUCCCCUCCUGUUCUGCCACGGUUUGAAGUGACAAGUGAAUGGGUGCUGAUUCAUACUGCAGCACAUCUGAUGAAUCUCACUGCCAGCGUGACACGCAGCAGCAGCAACCCAGUGGCUGUUGUGCUAAAAUAAAGGUUCUCCGCUACGUUACAGAAGAGCUCUUGUAGCAGAUUCUCGUGCUCUUGUUUUGACCUGGACUUUAAUUGGGAAUUUGCCUGGCCUGGAAGGAAGGAGCAUGAAAAACACAUGCCCAUGUAUGUGCAAGAAGCCAGCAGUUGCACUUGUAGCCAAAAAAGCAGAACUUUGCCUGUUGUCCUGGUGCUGUCAGAGAUCACGGUGUGCAGAAAUCUGUGUUUCCAACACUGAUUGGACUCGUUCUGUCCAUUCCCCACCCCAAGCACUGGGGGUUACGUGGGAUUCGUUCAGGCUUUGUAGCUUAUCUCCCGAAUAAGAGAGGUUUACCCUUGUGAAAUAGCACUGCGGCCAGCUGGAAGGAGUCACUGCAAUCCGUUUCAACCUUUAAGACCCCACGUAGCCCCAAACUGCUGCGGGCCUUGGGUUUGGCUUUGGCUUUGUUUUAAACCACGCUCACAACACACAAACCAACAUAACGAGCUUCCAGCACCUCGAGGUCAGGCUGGAUUCGAUGUUUAGAGCCGUUCAGCCCUGAGUUAACGAUCUGGAGGGCUAAGAACGCUUCGGCCUCGCUGUGCUGUGUGUUCAUCUCUGGUUUGCUCCGUUCCCAUUUGUAGCCAUGGGCCAACGUGAUGUGGAACAGCUCAGGAAGAGGUGUUGAUUUAUCCGGUAUGGUUAACACAACUGUUCAAAUCCCAAAGAACAAACGUACGUCGAGGUGAAUGUUGAACAGCUGACAGCGAAGGCAAUGCAGUCGAUGAAUGUGCUAUUUUUUUUUAUUAUUUUUAUUUUUGUUUUCCCUGCUGAUGU